Messenger RNA from Cydia strobilella, 1023 nucleotides. RefSeq names its product pupal cuticle protein C1B-like. The record is from RefSeq and is a predicted model, not a curated record. The transcript is spliced from 2 exons. Lineage: Eukaryota; Metazoa; Arthropoda; Insecta; Lepidoptera; Tortricidae. Bases 120 to 896 code for a protein of 258 amino acids.
CCCUUCCCGCCCUUGAGCCGCUUACUUUUUUCCACCGGCGCCCGCGCACGUAUAAAUACGCUACGCGGCGAAAUGAGAGCAAUCAGUAGCCCUCGAGCAGUCUACCACAGAAGUGCACGAUGAGAUUUCUGGUUGUUGCCGCUGUCCUCGCCUGCGCCAACGCAGCGCCCUCGGGCCUGCUGGCUGGUCCCUACGGUCAUGGUCUGAUCGGCCAUGGCGCGCCUCUGGCUUACAGCCAUGGCGCGCCUCUGGCUUACGGCCAUGCUGCCCCCUUGGCUGUAGCGCACGCCGCGCCUUUGGCCGUGGCUCACGCCGCCGUCCCCACCAUCUCCCCCGGUGACAUCCAAGGCGCCGCCAUCGACGCUCAUGUUGAAGCCGCCGACCACGUCCGCGCCGCCGUUGAUGCCACCCAAGAAUACCAUGACCAGGCUGCUGAGCUCCACGGACAGGCCAUCAACGCCGCUGAGGACCACUCGUGGCAGGCUGUUGAUGCUGUGAAGACCCAUGAAGCUCAGAUUGAUGGUGCCACCGCCGGUGUUGCGCCCAUCCUCGCUAAGCAGCUGGCUGGUCACGCCGGAGUGUACGCUGCCGCCGCCCCCGCGCUCGCGCACGCCGCCUACGCCGCUCCCAUCGCGCACGCCGCCUACGCCGCUCCCAUCGCGCACGCCGCCUACGCCGCUCCCAUCGCGCACGGCGCUCCCCUCGCGCACGCUGGUAUCGCCCACGCCGGUAGCCACUCCGUGUCCUCCCAGUCCCUGCACCAGACCCACCCCGCCCCCCUCGUCCACGCUCCCGUGAUCGCUCACGCCGCCCCCGUCGCCUACGCCGCGCACGCCGGCUACGGCCACGCAGGCUACGGCCACGCCGGACUCGCCCACGGACUAGCGCACUGGUAAACUGUGAUAGUAUAUUUAAUACCAAAAAAUAUCUAAUACUCAAUUGUUUGGAAAUGUAAAUUAAUAAAAAAAACAGGCAAUAGAGGCGAGGAUGUGUGAAUAAAUGAAAUAGUAUUUUAUAAAAACA